Molecule: messenger RNA, 1931 nt
Organism: Pogona vitticeps (central bearded dragon)
Lineage: Eukaryota; Metazoa; Chordata; Lepidosauria; Squamata; Agamidae
Gene: COX20
Product: cytochrome c oxidase assembly factor COX20
Biological process (GO): mitochondrial respiratory chain complex IV assembly
Cellular component (GO): mitochondrial inner membrane; mitochondrion
Source: RefSeq, a predicted model, not a curated record
GCUGACGCUUCCGGCUCUCUGGUAGAAGUGUGCGCAAAGGGGGGGGGAGGAAAGCAGGGAUCUUGAACUGGCGUGAUCAUGGCGAGCGAAAAAGGGGACUCCGAGAAGUCUUUCAAAAUCCUGGGUAUAGCUGACGUCUUUAAGAUCCCUUGUGCUCGAGAAUCAUUCCUUUAUGGAUCGCUGGGCGGUGUAGCUGUGGGGCUUGUACAUUUUUUGGCAACAAGUAGAGUGCUUCGAUCUUAUUACGUUGCAGUUGGAGGUUAUGCCCUGAGCACAACAGUAUUUUGGUUCUGCUGUAGAUACGAUCGUGCAAAAAAAAGAUUCGAGCAACGCAUGAUUCAAGAAGGCAUAAAAAAUAUGAUUUUGUAUGAAGGUACUCAGUAUGAUAGAACAAAGGAAGCAACAACCACUGAGGAAAGACGUCUAUAGUUUUUACAAAAGUUCCUAAAUAAGGAGUAUCUCUUCUUAUACUAUUUCUAAGGAUUCUCUGUAAUUAAAAAAACAGAAUUUGCUUGAUGAAAAAUAAGGCAAACUGGUCCUCUUCAAGUUCUCAUUUAUAUCUUACUUUUCCUGAUAUUUCACAUUUUUCUUUUUAGUGCACAUGCACAUUUUAGUGCACAUUUUAGCUCACUUUCAGGAGAUAAAUCUACAACAGAUUGGCAAAAGUUAACAGUGAUGCUUAAAGACUUUUGCAGAAUGAAUGUCUAUGUUAGCUAUAUGUUCUUUGGGUUUGGAGUUACUCUGUAAAACAAGUAGCAGUUUACAUACAUGAAAAGACUUUGGUGAGUCUUUUAAAAGACACAGCUUGUAUAAGGGCAAAACCUAACCAAAGCUAAAUGGUAACAGCUCCCUACUGUACAACGAAAAAAAAAAUAAGAGAAUGGCUUCUUACUACACAGACAUGUGCAGGAUUGCAAGGAGAUCAUUACUAGUAACGGGAUAACAUGGGGUAACCAUUCGACCACUGACACAAUGGGUCCAACCGGAUAAUAGUCCAUUGCUGACGGGUAAAUCAACACAUAUGUGAACUCCACUGUCAGUGGGUCUACUCUUGUUGAGACUUGCAAUAGGAUACUAGCCCUGUAUUUAAUUCAUUGUUUCUUCAAUUAAAUAGAACUGCAUCAUGUCCUGUGUGCUUGUUUUCACUGGAGUUUGCCAGAUACUCCUGUAAUCCCUCUUGUUAUUUUUAAUGGGGCUAUGAAAUAUGAUAGUGCUAUGGAAAGUAAUUUUGCUUAUACUGUUAUCAUUCUCCACUAGAGUACAGGUAAUAGGAAUACAAUCUUUUUGCAGUAAUGUAAAUGCUUGACUAUCACAAUGCAAAAUAUUUGCAAGGGAAUGUACUUGGUUAUAAUACCCAUGUGACAAUGUAUAAACGUUGACUUCUGCCUUGCACCAUAGGCUCUUAUAUUGUUUCACGAUUCUGCCUCAGUGAACAGUUAAGGAUUUGCAUAAAAACUGUGAUAUUUGUACCUAAGCAUAUUUAAAGUGGUAUUUUCACUAUCAGUAGGGAUUAUUAUGGCAAAGUGCUGUUCAUACUACUAUAUAGAACAAGAAGUAUGAAGCAGGAUGAAUUAAGACUCACACUGCUGUCACGGCAGCUUAAGGAACCUAUGCAAGAGGGACACAAUUCUCCAGUCUUGCUGUCAUAGUGCUCAGUAGUACAAAAGUGAGCUAAACAAGUAGGGCAUUUUAAGCAUCCUGUGAGAAUUGCUGCAGCAAAUGUAUUUCUGAAAACAGAAUUUCUUUACCCAACUAGCCUUUGGGUGUGAGAAAUUUGUUAUAUUCUCUUUUGGCCUCGUUUUCUGUAGUUUCUCCAAAACAUGAGCUAAGCUGAUGAGAACACUAUACAUGCUUCCAUGUUUCCAAAAUAAUUUAAAUACAGUGUAUACUUGUGAAUAAAAUCCAUCUUGGAAGUCCUUCAUUAUGCAACA